AGCCGACAUGACUGCAAUGGGAGAACUGGUGCUGGUGCUGGGCUUACUGGUGAGCGCUCUCUGUGAGAUGAGAGCAAGAGACCCCGAGGUGGAGGAGGAUGAGGAGGGACUGGGAGGAAGAGGAGGAGGAGGAGGAAGAGGAGGAGUGUACCAACCUUACCUAGAGAGGUUUCUCCAAGGGGCGACAGAGACCCCCCCUUUGGGAGAGGGAGGCAAUUACCCAGCCCGAACCGGGAACUGGUGUGCGUUUGUUCAGAGGCGCGUUGUGUCCUCUUCGGUGGUGUGUGGAACAGAGAAAUAUACCAUCAGGUCUCAGAGUCCGUGUCCCAGCGGCGACCCUGACUGUCAUUUGAUCAUGUAUAAGCUGUCCUCCCGGCCGCUCUACAGGCAGAAGCAGAAGAUCGUGACCGCCCUGCUGUGGCGCUGCUGCCCGGGACACAGAGGACCCGACUGUGAGGACACAGACCCUGAUGCACAGCAGGAUUCUGGGGGCUUGGCUCUGAUUGGAGGAUCUGAACCAGUGAGGACAGAGCUCCACGCUCCAGGUGUGCAGGCUCGGAUCCAUCAGCAGCGCAGCGACCCAAACAGGGAGCAGAACGAUUACCAUGACCCCCCAGUUCACCAGAAACACCCGGACCAACAGAAACACCAGGAAGACCAAAAGCACCAAGACCAGGACCACCGGGGUCACCGGGGACACCGGGACUAUCAGCAGCGCCAGGACCUCCAGGACCUGUACGACCAUCAGGACCAAAAGACCGACAGCACCACGCCCUCCCUGCUGGACAGGGACCAACAGACAGACAGCACCACGCCCUCCCUGCUGGACAGGGACCAACAGACAGACAGCAACACGCCCUCCCUGCUGGACAGGGACCAACCGAUCGACAGCACCACGCCCUCCCUGCUGGACAGGGACCAACAGACAGACAGCACCAUGCCCUCUGUAAUAGACCUGGUCCAGGACCACACAUCACCCACCACCGCAGACCCAAUUUACGUCCACCGUCACAGGGAGCCGGAACACCAUCGUCCUCAUGAGGUGGAUGCCCCCUCCACCCCCCACAUGGUGGCGCUGGUCCUGUCCCAGCUGCAGCCGCUCCUCCAGGGCUUCAACCGCUCCCUGGAGCUUCUGAGCCGGCAGGUGCGGGACCUGGCCCAGGACGUGGCCCAGUUAAAGAGCCACCCACUGGGGGACGAGAUGCUGGCGGAGCCCCUGGAUAACCCCGGGCUCGACGAGGCCGUGGAGCAGCGCCUGGACGCCAAAGUGGAGGAUCACAUCAGGGAGGUGCAGAGGCAGUUAGAGGUCCAGCGGAGCCACAUGGAGCACAGGCUGCUCUCCCAGCAUGCAAUGCUGCACUACAACCUCACCAGCUUUAAGACGGACAUUGAUGUGAAGCUGAAGAGUAACCAGAAGAUGCUGCAGGUCAGCCUGCAGGCCAUGAACGCCACACUGACUGAGCUGAAGCUGGACCAGGACCAGGACGAAGAACAGGAACAGGAACAGGAACAAGACACAGACCAGGAUCUCUUCCUUCCUUUCUCCCUGUCUACCCUCCGCCCACAGAUGCCGUCUUCAGACACGGCAGCGCUAUGGGAGGCCGUCAAGCGUCUGGACAACAUGGUGGUCAACAACACGGUGAAGGUGGGGGGGCUGCAGGAGGACAUGGAGGCCGCCUCGGGGGGCAUACAGCAGCUGCGGCGCGACCAGAAGCAACUGGUGACGCUCAUUAACCAAACAGCUCGCAAUGGGCAGGUCCGGUUCAUGGAGACGGGGCUGGAGGUGGAGGCGGCGCGGGAGACGGUGCUGCGCCGGGUGGGGGAGGUGGCAGGAAACCUCAGCCUGCAGGGGUUGCGGCUGCAGGAGAUGGACGUGGACGUGGACUACCUGUAUGAAGUCUUCUACAAACACAACGCCACCACGGGCUGCGACUGCACUGUACUGCAGGACGCUGUGCGCCGGCUGGAGAGGGGCGUGGCUAAUGUGACGGAGCUGGCCAAUGAGAACAGAGUAGCACUUGAGGAGGAGGGCAACGAGGAGGCAGCGCAGUGGGGCGGGGAAUGGGGGCCUCCAGUGGAGGCGCUGAGGCAUGGACUCCAACAGGUGAAGGAGUCCCUGUCCUCCGAACAGAAUCACACACGGGCCGUGGAGCUCGACUUGAGCAAGGUCAGGAGCACGUUGACGGAGACGCAGACGCAGGUGUCCGGGCUGCAGAAAGAGGACGCGAGGCUGACGGAGCACAUGCUGCGUCUCUCUGCCUCCUUCAAGUCUCUGCUGACGGACGCCAUCAGACACAGCGAUGUGCUGGAGCUCCUGCUGGGGGAGGAGGUGAUAGAGUUCCUGGAGUGGCCUCUCCAGGACCAGGAGGCGCACUCAAUCCCCAACCUGAAGGAGCAGCUGAGGCUAAUGCAGGAGCAGCUGGGAAAGCGACGCAAACCAGGAGGCAGAGAAGAGGUACCGUCUGCAGACCAGCCUUCAUCUUCCUCCUCCUCUCAUCUACUCCCAAACAUGGGGAGAAGCAGCUCAGGAUCUGCAGCCCGGGAGCGUCAGCAGCUCCUCCUGCAGCCCGAGGGGAGGCGUCCGGUGCACGGGGGAGACGGAGGCGACCUGUGGAAGCUGGAGCAGAGGGUGGAGGAGCUGGGGUUGAAGGUGCUCCGCCUGCAGGAGAAGCCACACAUAACUUCCACAGAAAGGGAGGCGCCCCCCGGUGGUGUGGAUGCCAAACUCCAGGCAGAGGUGCAGUGGCUGAGGAGAGGCCUGGAGGAGCACCUGAAGGUCUUCAAGAACGUGUUCAGUAACGCUGACGUGUUGAUGAGCUCCGAGGCGUCGCUGCAGCUCGACCAGCUGUGGCAGCUGCUGAGGGAGAGACAGGGGAGGAAGGAGAGGAAGAAGGGAGGACAUGAGAGGAACAGGAGAGAGGACUUAGGUGUGGCCCCAGGCCCCCCCAGCCUCUCAGGGGCUUCCCUGCUGAUCGUGGCCGGCUCUCCUCGGUACGUUUCCAACUUCCUCGUGUUUGAAGCGUCUCUGAACCACGAUCAGGUUUACUCCGACACCGGUGUCCUCACGGCUCCUCUGAGCGGGAUCUAUCUGUUCGCCCUCACCCUGGACCUGACGCCGGGCCCCACACAUGUGCUGCUGAGGAGGGGGGAGGCAGGGGAGGUGCCAGUGUCCCUCCCUCGACGGGGGGGGACAGAGGGGCCCGUCACAGGUGUGGUGAUCCUGUCACUGAGGAGGGGGGAGGAAGUGAAGCUGGAGAUGCAAGAAGGAGUGUGGAGGCAGUCGAAGGACAAUGUGUUCACCGUGCUUCUGCUGCACCAAACCACCUGAGGGCGCUGUGGGCAAAACAGACUUUCUAAAAAUAUAUUUUAUUGUACAAAAUGAGAUUAAAUUGCAAAAUCCCCCCAAAAAUGUCACAUUUAUUACAGUUUAAAACAGUGCAAAAAGAUCCUAAAGCAUAAAUCAGAGAAAAAAAACUGUUUUUAUCCGUUCUGUAUUGAAGUGAUUUUGCUGCACUUCACCACUAGAGUGCGCUAUGGACCAAACACAUUAUUGUACAAGAUCCAAUGAUCCAAAACUCAUGUGGGAAUGAGUCUAAAAUACCUGAAGUGAGUCCGCAUUUUAGCACUUGCUUUUCCCCCAUCUGGAAGUCAAUGGUCUUUGGUUAGAAGCCUAAAAUAAGGUAUGUGGUUAAAACAAGCUGAGGAGAUUUUAAAGCUUUCUAUGACACAAAAUAAGUCAUUAAAUACCCCACCGGUGAAACAGUCCAAUGAGACAACUAAACAUCAUCUCACCCAACAUCAGCCACCUUUAGCUUAGAGGUGGUGACGUCAUGUGACCGUGCUGUAGUUAUUUAUAGCAUGGCUUUUUACUUCAAAAAUCAUAAAGUGGUUUUAUUAUGUGGAGAACAUCCUGCUGAAGAGUUUAUUUCCCCUGAAUAAUCCAAAAUCUACACUGCUGAGGGAGCCAGUGUGAACUUUAGAGGUGUAAUAUAUGUUUUAGCUUUGGAAAGGGCCAGGCUAUCUGAUUACAGUCUUUAUGCUAAACUAAGCUAAAUUCCUGACUCCUGCUCCACAAACACAAAGAGAACAUGAAGUUAUAUUUUAUGGAUCUGGUUGAGUCUAAUAUAUUUACCUUCUUCAUUAUUCUGACCACAGAUCAGCUGCUGCCAAUCAUGUCCUAUCUUUAAUUCACAUAAAGAACAUAUUUGAGUGUGUAAUGUUUGUAAAGUACCACCAUACUAUGGUAAAAAAAAAUCAGAGCAGAAUAUAUAUAUUUAUAUACAGGAACAGCUGAGGUGUGUGAUGAUGUGUUUUUAUGAUAAAGCAUUCUUUGUUAACUGUAACUUAAUAAAAAGGUUUUAUCUACAGGAGCGUUUGUUUGAUCCACAAUACAUAAGAGACAAAAAGAGACUGCUCAGAAAUGUAUUUUAGCCUUUGCAGACCAUUUUUACAUGCACCAAAACUUUCAGGAACCGGAAAAUAAAUCAAAAAUGAUCACCGUAUAUUCCUUGUAUAGAGUGGGAUGUAAUGUAAUAGUAUGAAUAUGUAAAUAUAAUAAAGAGAUUUGAUGUUGUGACUCAG
Molecule: messenger RNA, 4581 nt
Organism: Eleginops maclovinus (Patagonian blennie)
Lineage: Eukaryota; Metazoa; Chordata; Actinopteri; Perciformes; Eleginopidae
Gene: mmrn2a
Product: multimerin 2a
Exons: 11
Coding region: 8-3328 (1106 amino acids)
Molecular function (GO): protein binding
Source: RefSeq, a predicted model, not a curated record